Fulvia fulva is the source of this 2118-nucleotide messenger RNA. RefSeq names its product DNA polymerase alpha-associated DNA helicase A. Lineage: Eukaryota; Fungi; Ascomycota; Dothideomycetes; Mycosphaerellales; Mycosphaerellaceae. Gene Ontology annotation, molecular function: ATP hydrolysis activity; RNA binding; 5'-3' DNA helicase activity. The transcript is spliced from 6 exons. Bases 1 to 2118 code for a protein of 705 amino acids. The record is from RefSeq and is a predicted model, not a curated record.
AUGAAGGCGACAGAUAUCGCCGCCUUCGCGGGAAGCCAACUGUCGUUGCUCGACAAAGAGCUUCAAGCGGAGCUCGAAGAGACACAGCUAUUGACGUCUAAAAACGCACCCAUCACGCUACAACGCGCCGGGCUCGCGUUGCUCAACCUCGCGCUGUCGUCGCAGAGAACUGGCUUCGGAGGCAGGACGCUGCUCGAACUCAGUCUUGAUCCAGCAGUCUCGAGUUCCGGCGAGCUGCCUGAACAUGGCCUGCGCGUGGGUGACAUCUGCGCUGUGGCCGAACAGCCAAAAGGCGCAGAGCGUCGAAAAGAGCGAGAAGGCAUGGAGAAGCGAGGCGCUGAAGGCGUCGUCACUCGAACACACAAGUCUGCAAUCACAAUUGCACUUGACAAGGAAGACGUAGACGUGCCGACGGGCAAGUUGUGGCUUGUCAAACUGGCAAACGAUGUCACCCAUCGACGCCUCGCCCAGACUAUGCAGAGAUUGCAAAGGAUGCAGCCAUCGGAACACAGCACACUCACGCAGGUCCUCUUCGGCCAGACGUCCAUCUCGCCAGUAUCCCACUCCGAGCUCGAGAAGGAGGUGCAGUGGGUUGACGCUGCGCUGAACGACAGCCAGAAGGAUGCUAUUCGCUUCGCGCUCGCUGCACCCGAGGUCGCUCUUAUACAUGGUCCGCCGGGCACCGGGAAGACGCACACACUCAUAGAGCUAAUCCUGCAACUCUUGAAACGCAAACUACGCCUGUUGGUCUGUGGCCCGAGCAACAUCAGUGUGGACAACAUUGUUGAAAGACUUGGCCCCCACAAAGUGCCCAUGAUUCGCCUGGGCCAUCCGGCUCGGUUGCUUCCCGCCGUCAUGUCACACAGCAUGGAGGUUCUUUCGCGAACUAGCGAUGCUGCGGCCAUUGUCACAGAUAUUCGAUCCGAGAUGGACGCCAAACAGGCAUCGAUAAGGAAGACGCGCAAUGGUCGGGAAAGAAAAGCCAUCUACGGAGAGCUCAAAGAGCUGAGGAAGGAGUAUCGGCAGCGCGAAGGACGUGUCGUGAGCGAUCUCCUUCGCCGUAGCAACGUCGUUCUGUCUACCCUGCACGGUGCUGGCAGCUAUCAGCUGAAAGACCAAAAGUUUGAUGUGGUCAUUGUGGACGAGGCCAGUCAAGCGCUCGAGGCUCAAUGCUGGAUUCCAGUGGUACACAGCGGAACAUCGAAGCUCGUGCUAGCUGGUGACCAUCUGCAGCUUCCGCCCACCAUCAAAUCCCAGAACAUCAAAGCUGACAAAAAGCCGCUCAAGUCUGCGACUGCCGCAGAUGUUGCGAAGCUGACACUGAAUGACCGCAAGGCAACUCCAGGCGACUCGAAGCGGACCAAAGAAGAUCCAGUCAAUCUUGAAACAACGCUCUUCGACCGAUUGUUGUCUCUGCACGGUGAGAAGAUCAAGCGCAUGCUGACGACGCAAUACCGCAUGCAUGAGAAGAUCAUGCAAUACCCGUCGGAGGCGCUUUACGACAGCAAACUCCUGGCCGCAGAUGCAGUCAAGGCGAGACUGCUGAGAGACUUGCCUUACGAAGUUCAGUCUACGGAUGUCACGUCUGAACCUUUGGUGUUCUGGGACACGCAAGGCGGGGACUUCCCCGAGAAAAUCGAAGAUGACGAGGGCGGCAGCAAGGGCAAGUCCAGUCUGCUUGCAGAGAGUAAGGUCAAUGAGCUCGAGGCACUCAUUGUGCAGCGACAAGUCUCCAGCCUUGUCAAUGCAGGUGUCAAAGCAGAUGAUAUUGCAAUCGUGACCCCUUACAACGGCCAGCUAGCCUUGCUCUCCCAGAUGCUGAAAAAACGCUUCGCCGGCAUCGAAUUGGGCAGUGUCGAUGGCUUCCAAGGUCGCGAGAAGGAGGCCAUCAUUGUGAGUCUGGUUCGAAGCAACCCAGAGCACGAGGUCGGCUUUCUAGGCGAGAAGAGAAGGUUGAACGUCGCAAUGACGCGACCUAAGCGCCAUCUCUGUAUUGUUGGCGAUUCUGAGACUAUCAGCAAAGGAUCAAAGUUCUUGCAAGCUUGGAUGGCAUUCCUCGAAGAAAAUGCAGACUUGAGAUACCCAGACUUGUCUGAGCUGUCGCAAGGCGAUGAAUGA